CCCCCCGGACAAGUCGGACAGCAGCAGUCAGUCACUUCAUGCGCCGCUGGCCCCUGGGCGUCGGCUUCUGUUGCCUCGGCCUGCGGCGCAUGGCGGAGAUGGCGGCGACAGCUGCGCCGCCGGCGGCGCCGGGGGUGGUGGUGCUGCUGCGCCAUGGCGAGCGGGAGGACUAUAUGGCCGAGAAGGUGGGCGGCCAAGGCGCGGAGUGGAUCCGCGGCAGCCCGCGGCCCUGGGACCCCAAGCUGGCGCCCCAUGGCCGGCGCCAGGCGCUCGCGGCGGCCCAGCGCCUGCGCCAGGUGCUGGAUUUCUUCGGCUUGCCGCCAGCCUCCAGGAUCUUUACCUCGCCCUUGGUGCGCUGCGUGGAGACGGCCGACUUCGUGGCGCAGCAGUUCGAGGUGCCCAGUCUCUGCGUGGAGGACGAUUUGGCGGAGUCCAUCAAUGAGUGCUGGAUGCGGCAAUGGGCGGUGCCGGGCGCCAAUAGCGACUGGGGCGGGCCACCGUCAGCCAGGGUGAAGUCGGACCGGUCCCUGGACCCCAGCAAGCUGCGGGGCCCCGCGGUGGACUUGGAGCUGCUGCGGCCCGAGGCGCUGCAAGGAACCCGGUCCUUGCUGCACACGGCGGAGGAGUUGAAGUCCAUGGGUUGGCAGGUGGACCUCGAAUACCGAGCCAGCAACUCCCUGCACGACAAGGGCUACUUGUGGGGCAGCUUCGAGGUGCACCAGGGCAUCGUGCAGCGUAUGACGGAUCUGGUGCGACACAAAGUGGCCCAGCACCCCGGGGAGACGUUGGUCUUUGUGUCCCACGGCGGCCCAACCAAAUACACGCUGGAGCACUUGUCCGGCCAAAGUUCCCGAGGCAUGGGCGGCAUGACGGCGAUCUCCGUGCUGCGGCCGCCUGUUCCGCCGGAAGCGCCUUGGGAGGUGCUGCUCUCCAAUGACGCCUCGCAUGGCGAGGCAUUCGCUUUCGGUGAGGAGACCAAGAUCUAGCGAAUCGACAGCGCGCCAGUAG
Messenger RNA from Effrenium voratum, 1008 nucleotides. Lineage: Eukaryota; Dinophyceae; Suessiales; Symbiodiniaceae. The record is from the annotation of a GenBank genome assembly.